Molecule: messenger RNA, 1722 nt
Organism: Cylindrotheca closterium
Lineage: Eukaryota; Bacillariophyta; Bacillariophyceae; Bacillariales; Bacillariaceae
Source: the annotation of a GenBank genome assembly
AUGCAUUGCGUCUUACCUGCAUCAGCCUCCAUUUUGCUACUAUUGUUAUCAUUGUCAUUCAGUAUUCCAACGGUGCAGUGCUUGUUCACCUCUAGCAUCACAUCAGCAUUCGAUUCCAAGAAUCUUCCACCCAGGAUCAUUGCUCGUCGGAAUUCCGGCCAUCACCAUGGAAGCGUGGUGAGAAUGAGUUCCCUAUCCGAUUGGUCAGAACAAACUGGAGAAAGUGCCUUGAGACAAGUACAAAGAAUGGCAUCAAAAGUGGCAGAGAGUAAAGACGUAGGAUAUGCCGAUGUAAGGGAUCAAGACUACGAAAAUAGCCCCAAAAACGUCGCCGGAACCGGCGGUGACGUAUUCAAACAAAGAUCCAAACAAGUGCUGGAUCAACAAUCAUCUGUGUUACGCCCAAACUACCAGCUUUCUUCCAGGAACAAGCGGGAAGAACAAGUUUGGUCUGCUCUGAAGAAUCUAGAAUUGGAUAUGCAAAUGCUGGACGACCAGGCUGGUCAACAACCCCAACUGACAAAGUUGGAAUUCAUCAUGUUAAGUCUCUCCGUAACUGCAGCAGCUUCUGGUCCAUUUAUCAUGGGAGGCGAAUUGACAGAGUUCCUCGCACCUACGUCUGCUGCUUUUUCUGCCGCCAUUGGCAUUGGUGCCGAAUAUGUUGGUCGUGUUUCUGUUGCAGAUGGUAAAGAAGUAGCUGCCGCCACAAUUGUAUGUGCAGCUGAAGCGGAAGGAUUUCUAGCCAAUGCGGAACGUGCCAAAGCCAUUACUCCCUUGUGCGUUGGUGUCAGUGCGACAGCAACGACACUAUCUCUGCUCGUCCCAGUUCUUUUGGAAAAUGCAGAUACGUUCAUCUUGGGAGAACUUUAUCUAGCUUGUCCCAUUAUCAGUGUUUUGUCAGCGGCAGUCGCAGGUCUUGCUUUACAGGAUACGAGGCUGUUUGCACGACGAGCGACAUCGGUCGGAAAUCGUCGGUUUGCCCGUUCUGGAUUGGUUGGACGAACAUGGACAUCAUCGCCAGAACAAAUCAAGAACAAAUCCGAGUCAUCGCAAAAGAAGUGGAGAAGUCUAUUCCUCAAUGUUCUCCCUGCACCAUUUGUCGGCGUUUUGAUUCCUGGUGCUGAUUUUAAUACAAAGAGUAUCAUUGUGACUGCUUUGGCAGCCGCCCAAACUGCCUACUUACUCACCAAAUGCGAAGAUGUUCUUGCGAGGGCUACAGAUGCCUGUGCCGUCAAGGCAAGAAGUGCUGCUGUAUGUGACACAUACGCCAACCAAGGAACAAGAUCCGCUGCCAUCUUGCCGUUUACCUCUGCACUCUCUGGCCUGUGUGCUGCAGCGACAGCAGCCAUUGUUGAAUUGCCAUUCCUCGAGUCCCUCUCUGCUGCAGGCACACUCGGUAGUCUCACAAGCGAGAUGGUUGUGGUCGCAGCCUUCCCUGCACUUUCCGCAUUGUUUGCAGCUGCAGCUUCGGUAUCCAAGGCUCGGUGUGAAGUUCAGUCAGAGGCAGCCAUGCAAGCAGCGUCGACCCUUGCUCUCGAAUACAGCUCGGACGAUGAUGAGAAUCCAAUAUUGCGUCCUUUCCGGGGUGUGAUAGAAUUGAUCCAACUGACCUAUCGCAGUUCUGUGAAGGCACCAGUUUUAAGGGUAUUACAAAGGAUAGGGAAGCUCACAUUCUUCCGGAAGGUUCGAAUGCUUUUGGCUCGACGACGAUCUCUCGAGUGA